This is a messenger RNA of Archocentrus centrarchus (flier cichlid), 2293 nucleotides long. Its product is annotated as transcription termination factor 1, mitochondrial-like. Gene Ontology annotation, cellular component: mitochondrial matrix. NCBI's taxonomy places the organism in Eukaryota, Metazoa, Chordata, Actinopteri, Cichliformes, Cichlidae. Bases 139 to 1308 code for a protein of 389 amino acids. The transcript is spliced from 2 exons. The record is from RefSeq and is a predicted model, not a curated record. Gene Ontology annotation, biological process: regulation of DNA-templated transcription; termination of mitochondrial transcription. Gene Ontology annotation, molecular function: double-stranded DNA binding.
CCAAAAGAGUGAACAUGAAGAAGAAGAAAAUUCUCGCGAGAAUUUUGCGACUUCACGUUUCUUUGGAUUUGCGUCUCAAACUCGCCGGCACGAGAGAAAUAUUGCAGUGAUGUCACAGUGUAGCCCUCCUCAGUAAAUAUGGCAGCAGUUCCUGGAGUGAUGGCCCUCCUCACCCUGCAACGAUCAGUGACGUUGCGGCACAGCUUUUUUGGCUUAAUUCCAAUACCUUUGGCAUCAACCUGCUUUCCCACGAGGCUUUUCAGUGCUGCUAAAGAAAGUACUGAAUCAAAAUCACCAGUAAACCCAGAGAAUGAAUCUUUGCUUGAGAACCUGAAUCUCAUGGGAGUUGAUGUGAGGAUGGCACGCCAGCGUCAACCUGGGGUGCUUCGUAAAGCCUUCACUAAUGAGCAAGGCCUUGCUCAGUUCCUGCAAGGAAAAGGCGCCAGUCGCAAAGUGAUUGCCAGCAUCAUAUCCCGCUAUCCCCGUGCCAUCACCCGCUCCAUUGAACACUUGGAGCAACGCUGGCAGCUGUGGAGGAACAUCUUCAAGACGGACGCAGAAAUCGUGAGCAUCGUGGAUCGCUCGCCUGAGUCAUUUUUUCGCUCCAGUGAUAACGACAACUUGGAGAAGAACAUAGCUUAUCUCGUCUCACUAGGACUAAACACAAAAGACCUCCACCGGCUGCUGACCACAGCACCACGGACGUUUUCCAACAGCUUAGCGCUCAACAAGCAAAUGGUGGAAUUUCUGGAAGAUAUCUGUAUAGAGCUCGGUGGAUGUAACCCAGAGCAGUUUGCAAAAACCGUCAUAACCAGAAACCUCUACAUUCUCAUCAGAAGCACUAAGAGAGUCAAGACAAACAUAGACAACCUGAGAGCAUCUCUUAAGUUGAAGGAUUCAGAGCUGCUGGCUCUUCUUCAAAGCCACGGGGCAGAAAUUCUGGACCUUUCUAAUGAGUACCUAAAAAAGAAUUUUAACAGCCUGGAGGAGAAGAUGACUGCUCUUGGGUGUCGGAAAGCUGACGUAAAAAAACUGAUCAUCAGCUAUCCGAUGAUUCUCUACAUUGGGCCUGACACACUGAGCUCUAAACUAGACUGUCUCCUAAAAGGAGGAAUAACAAUUAAGCAGAUACUGGAAAAGCCCAAAGUUUUAGACUACAGCACACAAAACAUUACAGGGCGACUAAAGGAACUGCGAAGAGUGGGCUAUGACUUCCAGAAGAAUGGCAUCAAUAUCCUGGAUUCAAGUCGAAAGCGGUUCGAUGCAAAGAUAGAAAAGCUUUCUGCCUCACCAGAUGAAUUAAUGUAGUUGCCUGUUUUAUAAUGUCAGACAGUUUUGGUUGAUGAUUUUCCAUCAUUUUGGCUUAAAAAUAAUCUGAGAUCCUGUGAUUGAUCUCUUUUAAUAACCCAAAUUUCAUAAAUGUGUCCUUGAUGCAUCAACUGGUCUCUAUAAUAUCACUAAAUAGUAAAAAUAAAUAAAUAAUAGUAACACAAGCUGAAGGUCUGUGUAUAUGUAAUUAUAUUGAACGCCAAUGGGUAAUGGGAAAUUAUUAGAUUACCUCCUUAUAUAAUAACUGAUUUCAAAAAUUUUCAUGUCACUACAUGAAUAUAGUUUUAAAAGGGAAAAAAAUGAAUUGCAAAAAAGGAAAUGAAUUUGUCUCAUUUACUGUUAAAGUCCUAUAAUUACUGAUGUAGAUUGGUGACAAAUCUGCAGUCUGUAAUCUCCUACGGAGGGUGUUUAGAAUCUAUAUUACAAUAUAAACACAACAGUUUUUGAAGGCACGUGACUCUCAGUCAGGUAACCAUCCCAAGUCUCAAACAGAUGCAGCAAAGCCACAUCAGGCAGGCUGUGAUACAUUUCUUUGGCAUGUCCAAGUUGCAGCAAGUUACUUGUAACCCCAUUCCGAACUGAUCCCACACCAGCAGGUAAGACUCUACAGUUAUGGAGGUUUGCUGUCAUUACUUCAAAAGAAGCAUUCUCAUUCAUAAGCUGGACCCAUUCCUCAUACUCUGGUGUGGCUGGGCUUUUCCAGUUCUGGCUCCUGAAAUAAGACUAGAGCAAAUGCUGGUUUUGACGCCUCAGGUAAAUGUGAUCUAUCCCCAGGGCUGGCCCAAUCCAUGAAGGGGCCUAAGCAAAAUUUGAUUUGGCACCCCCCUCAUACCAGUUCAUUGUCACCAUUAUUAAUGCUGGAGGAUUGAAACUUAAUAUUAACAAAUGUUUAGGAUGCAUUACGGUUUCAGCCCCAUGUACGCAUGCCCAUUGAAAAACAAUUUCACUUACUCUGAUACAUAUU